Molecule: messenger RNA, 3480 nt
Organism: Athalia rosae (coleseed sawfly)
Lineage: Eukaryota; Metazoa; Arthropoda; Insecta; Hymenoptera; Athaliidae
Gene: mdy
Product: diacylglycerol O-acyltransferase 1
Exons: 12
Coding region: 955-2457 (500 amino acids)
Biological process (GO): triglyceride biosynthetic process
Cellular component (GO): endoplasmic reticulum membrane
Molecular function (GO): diacylglycerol O-acyltransferase activity
Source: RefSeq, a predicted model, not a curated record
AGUUUAUUCAAUAAUGACGACUCGUAUGAUGAUUAUGGCAUAAUAAUGAUGAUGUACCUAUAACGUGCGAAUGUAUCUAGAUAUCGCAAAUAUACACGCGUUUUAACAGAUACAUUAAUGUUAAUUGAAUGCAUUUCUGAAACUAAUGAAAUUGCAAUCUCUAACAGCAGUUCAUACUCCAUCCCCCACGCGGUGAACCGCAGACAUUUAUUUAAUCUUUUUAAUAACUGCCCUCGUGGUCGUGUUGUACGUCUGGUGCAUGCAGAAACUUCCAUGUAAACUCGUAUGUGGAGAGAAGAAAAAGGAAAUAUCUCCUCUGCAUCAAUUCAGUUGCACGACAACGUUCGUCGCGAUCACGUAUACGUGUAUCACAACUUUCAAAAUGCAAACCUGUCUUCCUUCGAGCCGUAAAAUUGGCUCGUUUUAAUUUCGCUUGGAUAAAUACAGUUUUAUUUCCAAUCGCGAAGUGAAAGUUAUGAUAGAAUCGAUGAGUCUUCAAUGAGAAUACCCGAGUGAAAACAAACAUCAUCUGAAAUUUGACUUUGUAUUGGACUCGGGAAAUGUUAUCGCUCAUCGUAUAUUCGGAGAGCCCAGUUGUCUUCGAAUGUCGAGCGUGUGAAGACGUAUUUUUUUGGACUCUCGGCCGUCAGAUUGUCCAUCUUUCGACUCAACCGAGACGCCAAAAGAAGGCGUGAAAGUGUCGGAUCUUUUUAAAUUUGCCGGUUGUAACGCCGCGCAGACGUAACACGUUUCUAUUUCGCAGUUGCAGUAUUGUUAGUGUAAGCUGUUCUACUACAAACGUGCCUUCUAUAUUCUCUCGAAUAGUUAACACGUCUAUUAUUAUCAAUGUGUGCAGGUCGAUGUGUUUAAAAGACCAAAAGUGCAGUGGUCGUUGUGAACCGACGUUCAAACAUACGCAAUAAUACGAAUACACACUAACGUCCCUCCCGCAUCAUGGGCGACCAAAAUGAACCGGAAACAACCAGAGUACGUUACAGACGUGCCAAAAGCGUUACUAGAGCCGAGGAAAUUCAGAUGGCAGAAAAACGGGCGCGAUAUUCACAGCCGGACAAACCAUGUCACAGGCCGAGGGACAGCCUUUUUUCGUGGACUUCGGAAUUCGACAAUUUCACCGGUUUCAUAAACUGGGGAUUUUUGUUACUCGGUAUCGGAGGAUUCAGACUCCUGUUGGAAAAUUUCAUAAAGUACGGAAUCAGGGUAGAUCCUCGACAGUGGUUUUUUUUCCUGAGCGGAAGUAGCGACGGCAGUACAGAAUGUCCUUCCAUCGUCCUCAUACUGUACUCCACAGUUCCCGUAGUCCUCUGUUUACUCAUCGAGAAAGGAUUGGCAGUGGAAAUCAUCGCUCACGGACCCGGCAUGGUAUUCCACGUUGUCAAUCUCAUAGUCAUGGUGCUGAUGCCGAUGGUGGUUAUCCACGUCAAGGAGUCCGGUUUCAGCUUGAUCGGAGGAAUGUACGUUUGUAUGCUGUACGCAAUUUUAUUUUUAAAAUUGUGGUCGUACGUUCAAGUGAACAUGUGGUGCCGAACAAGUAGGCGAAGAAAUGGCAACUCUCAAGGCAGAAUGCGGAGGCAAUCGCUCUCCUACAACAAUUUAAAAGCGUCCGAGGCGAAGCAGAACGGAAAGUCGGUGAAGAAAAAUGGAGACGAAACCGACGGAAGUACGGAGCUGGUUCAGUAUCCGGAUAACUUGAAUCUGGCCGACGUCUACUACUAUAUCCUGGCGCCGACUUUAUGCUACGAGUUAAAUUUCCCGAGGACUCAACGUAUCCGAAAACGAUUUCUCAUUAAACGGAUUUUGGAAGUUGUCGUCGGUUGUCAAGUGGUGAUGUCGUUGUUUCAACAGUGGAUGAUACCUUCGGUUAAAAAUUCAUUGAUUCCCUUCAGUAAUAUGGACGUAGCUAAAGCUUCGGAACGUCUCCUUAAGCUUGCUAUUCCGAAUCAUUUGAUGUGGCUGUGUUUCUUCUACCUAACUUUUCACUCCUAUUUGAACCUGAUGGGUGAAUUACUGCACUUUGCCGAUCGUAACUUUUACGGUGACUGGUGGAACUCUAAUAACAUAGACACUUUUUGGAGGAGUUGGAAUUUACCGGUACACCGAUGGGCUGUGAGACAUCUCUACAUACCAGUGGUUGAAAUGGGCUAUGGAAAGACAACUGCCAGUUUGACCGUCUUCUUCAUCAGCGCUUUUUUCCACGAAUAUCUGGUCAGCGUGCCGUUGAAAACAUUCAAAAUUUGGGCGUUCAUGGGAAUGAUGGGUCAGAUUCCGUUAUCGGCUGUCAGCAGAUUCGUAGAAAAACGUUGGGGUGCUAGAUGGGGAAACAUUAUUGUUUGGUCUGGUCUUAUCAUCGGACAACCACUUUGCAUUAUGAUGUAUUAUCACGAUUACGUUGUCACGCAUUUCGGCGAGGCAUUGAUCAACGACUAUUCCAUUGUCUAGCGGAGAGUGAAAUUUCCUUUUUUUCACACGCGAGUUAAAAAAUUGUCAAAACCAGCGUCGCUGUAAUAUGAACACUGAUAUUUCCUUUGAAUUUUUGUUUCUCUUUUUUUUUGGCAAAUUAAAAAAUGCGAGCGAUAAUUAUCGUUUAUUUAUCAUCGUAUAUUAUAUCAAAUCCCUAAAGAGAUGGAUCAUUAGCGUUAAGGGAUGACCAAUUGUGUUUCUGGUUUAUAGGAUUCGAAUAAUUUAUCGAGCUUUUGAACAAAAGUGCCUUUUAUAACGACAAAUUUCUGUACACUUUAUUGCAAAUUACGUGCAAAAGCUCGCGGUUACUUACCAUUUAUCAUAUCAAUUCGUACAUCGCUGCAAAGUUUGAUUUUGUAAUCGUUCUUAUUUUUUCGUUCGUUUUUGUUUUAUCAGUUUUUGUAUUCGUUAUAUGUACAAUGCAUAUACUGAAAUAGGUAUGUAAUAAAAAUAAAUUUUUUGUACAUCGCGACAUUAUUAGCAAUUGUCAGCGUCUGCGUGUACGCCUGUUUGCAGGGGUAAUAUUUUGUGGUGACCACGUACGUACGUACCUACGUAUGCGGUUGUUAUGCAAGUGCUUUUUGCAAGACGGUAUAUUAUUUCUAAUUGCGAGAUGAAUCUUAUUCGUAUUUCGCAUUUUGUGCUUUAUCGCGCUUGCGUUGAAUGCGACGAGAACAUCCCCUAUAUGUAUAUACAGUGGGGGUGGUGGAACCAGUUCGGAUAGGUAUAAGGGGCGAGUGCGCCGCGACGCCUCUGCAGUAAACGUCGCGACGCCCUAACGUAUACGAACACUGUUCGGAGGGUUCAAAUACUAUUGGUAAACACGAGGUAUAAUAAGUGCCUGUACAUUCAUUGAUAACUGCGAUAUCGAUAUACGUUAUGUGUUAUAAAUUGUGAAAAUAUGAAGAAAAUAUCGUUGUACUUAUGUUUCUCUGUACAUCCCUGUAGGUUUAUACGCAAAAAUUGUUACGAAUUUUGCGAAAUAUAACCGGAAUUUAUUUA